Messenger RNA from Chelmon rostratus (copperband butterflyfish), 2874 nucleotides. It is a transcript of the gene vegfba, whose product is annotated as vascular endothelial growth factor Ba. The record is from RefSeq and is a predicted model, not a curated record. Bases 870 to 1619 code for a protein of 249 amino acids. Gene Ontology annotation, molecular function: heparin binding; growth factor activity; vascular endothelial growth factor receptor binding. Gene Ontology annotation, cellular component: membrane. The transcript has 8 exons. Lineage: Eukaryota; Metazoa; Chordata; Actinopteri; Chaetodontiformes; Chaetodontidae. Gene Ontology annotation, biological process: positive regulation of endothelial cell proliferation; vascular endothelial growth factor signaling pathway; induction of positive chemotaxis.
CUGUCUGCGGACUACCCUGCUGCUCUGCCGGCUCUGCUGUAGCUGUGCUGCCAUGUCAGUACAGGAUGUUAUUCCAGUCAUAUUUAUAAGAGGAUAAAAAAAAAACGAGAAGAUGCGCCUGGAGGGGAAACGUCACAUUUUCAAGGGGAGCGACAGCGUGGAGAGCCUGUGACCGAGCCGGGGAAUAUGCGGCACCGUCCCUCUGCACGUCGGGCCAAAGCGUCGGAUCUUUACCGGAUAAACGUCCUAUAGCUGGGUGAUGUGAUUUUCUUUUUAGUCGUGCGGAGGAUUUUAUGAUCGCGCCACGUUUCAGCGUAGAUCUGGGUGAUCCUCUAGUCACGCCACCCCGGACCCCCAGACCGGUUCCUUGGGAUCAGGACCAACAGACUGACGGUGCCCUGGAAUAAAUAUAGGCAGUCAUCACUCAAAGUUUAAACAAGUCUCAUUACAAUUUCAGGAUUUCAAGGUUACGGCACUACAGUUAGAUGUUAAAUUAUUACUUUACCUCUGCACGUUUUCUGUCUAUAUGUUCAUUUUCACGGAGGGAGCGCUAUUUUAGAUAGCAGCCUACUCCAGUGUCUCACUAAUUAAGAGGAUAUUACAAACUAUCAGGUUGGGAAGUGACUCCUGGAAUAGUUCAGACAAUCAUUUGGUCUCAAUGCAACAAGAUAAAGUUAUUAUUUCAACACUGAGGAUGCCGCCCUGGGUGUCUUUUCAAGGAAGGGAGAGUGGAGAAUGAAAGCGGGAUUUCUGCGUCUUUAAUCGGACGAUUGAUCAGAGAAGGAAGGACACGGCCGGACGAGCCACCUUUUUUUCUUUUUUGGAUCGGUCCAAAAAUAUUUUUUGCGUGCCCAUUGGACUCCUGCACAAUGGGGAUUAUGCUUCAAGUUAUUCUAGGAAUGUUUCAAUUCCUGCUGUUCAGUAGAAUACCCACGUCCCAUGCCAAGUUUGCUCACUGGCGGCCAGCAGACUCCCCAAAAUCCAGGGAAGGUCGAGAAGUGCGGCGGUGGUUGGAAGUGUAUUCGAGGAGUGGCUGUGAGCCGCGGGACACUCUGGUAGAGGUUUGGCGGGAGUUGCCGGAGGAGACGCACCAUCUCUUUAUCCCAUCCUGCGUGUCGGUGAGGCGAUGUGGCGGCUGCUGUACUGAUGAGGCCAUGGAGUGUGUUCCCUCGCUCACACACACACUCACCAUGGAGCUGAUGAGAACGUCCUUCAUGAAACAUGAGCUCGUUGAGCUGCCUUUCGUUGAGCACAGCCAGUGUGAGUGCAGAUUAAAAGAUCAAUUUCAGCCAACACCAACUACAAGGCCCUAUCUGAAGCCAACGAGAAAAGACAAGAAAAAAGAGCGAGUGAAGUCCAGACAGAAGACAACUGGUGCCAUCAGAGCUGCGACCCAUGCUCCCCCAUCCUCUACUUCUUCUCCAUCACCUCCUCUCAUCAGCAUCUCUCCCUCCCUGUCACCAUCUCCGAGGCCUCGUUGUCGCCCCUGCAGAGGGAGGAGGUGGGCACUGGAUACUACGUCUUGUCAGUGCCACUGCACCAUCAGAGCUGAGAGCUGCAGCCGGAAAGGCCGGAGGCUCAACCCUCAUCGCUGCAGGUGUGAUGCCGUGAGGACUUGAUGUGUCCACCCACUUUCUUUUCACCUCCUUGUUUCCACAAAUCCCUGCUGAUUCAUCGCCCACUCUCAGUAUCAGUGCCAUGGAACAUACAGAUGCUCAGACAUCUAGUACCUCAGACGGAAGGAAAAAUUAGCAGAAGCACACACAAAAACCUGUAGUAGAGCUCUAGUUUAGCAGUAAGUGCAGCAUUACAACCUAAAUAUAGAUGUAUGUGUAUGUGUGUGUGUGCAGCCAAGCACCUUAGCACCUCCUUGCUUCUGUGGCAAAGCUUCUGUCUGUCCACAUGUACAUGCGUGUACAAAGAAUCACAAAACACAUCCCAUGAGUGGAGGGAUGAAAUGGCAGCAUGAUGGCGACUUUGCUGUGGUUUGGAGGUUACACUCAGAGUUUUUCUGGUCUGCAGUUGAACUUAUAAAUGUAAGAGAUCAGUGGAAACACGAAUGAUCACACCAAGCAGGAACAACGGACAUGAGGUGGAUCGGCCUUCCGCAGGUGUCCCACAUGUUGACGCUUCAGUGGAAGCUGUGAUUUGUUGUUCGCAGGCAAACUGCACAUGGAGACAGAUUCCACGGUGAAGUCAAGGCCAAUAUUUGUGCGAAGGAUUUGAAAAACAACUGCAGCAGAUUAUACAUGGACACAUCCACGCUCAGACAUACCACAAGGACAUAGGACAUGCACAUGAACUGGCACCCCAGUGUGCGUGGACCUAUAGUUGAGCUGAAUGCUGGCAUGGAGUGUAUCUGUGUGGUCUCCCCACUGAAAGACCCAGGAUGGGUUAUCCCUGCAGCCGUUCUCUCUCAUUCAAAGCGCAUGACCACGGGCUGGCUCUCCAAGCCGCUUUCCAGCAUUUGUUUAAUUUGGGCCUUUUGUCUCCAUCUUUCCUCGGCUCCCCGAUUGAAAGCAGCCGCUUUGCCUCUCUUGCCUCUCUUUUAGGCAGUGAGAAGAAUGACAAUCAUGAGGCCUGGCGGUUGUCCACUGCUUCACACACAAACAUUCACACUUUGAUGCCAGGAACAGACGACACUGCAAACGCAGACACACACAGUCUCACUCAUUCUGUGCUAUAGCAAGCACACGUACAUGCAUAUUUACACGCACAUGCAAUGUAAAAUGAUUGCAGGUAGCCAUAAGCUUUUGUUUGUGCCACACCAAGUGUGAAAAUCUAUGUCAGUUGUUUAUAUUUGCAAUUUACUGCAAAGUCUUCAUUUAAUAUUGUAUUAUAUGCCUCUGUUUUAUAUUUUAUUAUAAUUCUGUC